Molecule: messenger RNA, 1077 nt
Organism: Fonsecaea multimorphosa CBS 102226
Lineage: Eukaryota; Fungi; Ascomycota; Eurotiomycetes; Chaetothyriales; Herpotrichiellaceae
Exons: 2
Coding region: 1-1077 (358 amino acids)
Biological process (GO): D-sorbitol catabolic process
Molecular function (GO): zinc ion binding; L-iditol 2-dehydrogenase (NAD+) activity
Source: RefSeq, a predicted model, not a curated record
AUGGCCACAGAAACACAAACAAAGGAGAACAACUCGUUCGUCCUCCGCGGGAUCAAAGACGUGUGCUUUGAAGAUCGCCCUGUCCCCAAACUCACGGGCCCCCGAGACGUCCUCCUCCAGGUCAACUACACGGGCAUCUGCGGCUCCGACGUGCACUACUGGCAACAUGGCCGAAUAGGGCAUUUCGUGGUGAAAGAGCCGAUGGUCCUGGGGCAUGAAUCCGCAGGCACGGUGCUCGAGGUCGGGAGUGGUGUCAAGACGCUGAAAAAGGGGGACCGCGUGGCCAUGGAGCCGGGAAUCCCAUGCCGCCACUGCGUGCGGUGCAAGGAAGGGAAAUACAACCUGUGUCCGGACAUGGCGUUUGCAGCGACGCCGCCUUACGACGGCACGCUGGCCAAAUACUACCUCCUGCCCGAGGACUUUUGCUACAAGCUGCCCCCGAACAUGACGCUGGAGGAAGGCGCGCUGAUGGAACCCCUGGCCGUGGGCGUGCACAUCACCAAACAAUCCGGCGUCAAGCAAGGGGACACGGUGGUCGUCUUCGGCGCCGGACCCGUGGGCCUGCUCUGCUGCGCGGUGGCCAAGGCCCUGGGCGCGAGCAAGGUCGUCGCCGUGGACAUCAACACUGCAAGACUCGAGUUUGCGCAAUCCUUCGCCGCGACCUCCACCUUCGUCCCGUCCAAGGACCUCUCGGCCGCGGAGAACGCCCAGAAACUCCGACACGACAACGACCUCCCCGCCGGCUUCGACGUCGCCAUCGACGCCUCCGGCGCAGAACCCAGCGUCCAAACCGCCAUCCACGCCCUGCGCAUGGGCGGCUCCUACGUCCAGGGCGGCAUGGGUCGCGACGAGAUGACUUUCCCCAUCAUGGCCGCCUGCACGAAGGAACUCACCGUCAGGGGAAGCUUCCGCUACGGGCCCGGGGAUUAUGCCAUGGCCGUGGAUCUGGUGGCUGGGGGGAAAAUCGAUGUCAAGAGGCUGAUUAGUAGGAAGGUCGGGUUCGAGGAGGCCGAGCAGGCGUUUGAGGAUGUCAGGCUGGGCAAGGCGAUUAAGGUGCUCAUCGAGGGGCCGAAAUGA